AUGACGAUCGGGACGCCACCGAUGCCGACUCGACCGUUGCCCGAUCGAUCGUCGGUGUCGGCACAGCGCCGCGCGACGCCGGGCGCGAUGACGAGCGCGAGCGGCGACGCGGACGCGCACGUCCUCGACGCCCCCGAGCGCGCGGAGGAGGGCGCGCGGCGACUGGUGCGCGCGCUCGCGUACCCGGUGACGCGCGCGUCGGGGUCGUGGCGCGCGUUCGCGAUGAUGCGAUUCUCGUGCCCGACGUCGGCGUCGGAGGCGACGAGCAGGGCGAGAAAGAACGCGAUGAGCUUUGGGUACUGUUACGUCGUGGUCGUCAUGGCGGUGACGGCGGUGCUGGCGGUGAGACGGGUGGUGACGGCGGCGGCGCUGGCGGGAUGUUAUCUGGGACAUCACUACGUCGUUCGAGCGCGACGAAAGCCGAUCGAGGUCGGUGGGAAGACGGUGAGCGUGAAAGUUCAGUCCUUGACGAUUCUCGUGGGGACGAUUCUCGUAUUUUGGUCGUUUUUGACCGAGGUGAUCGCGCGCGGGUGCAUCGCGGGUGGCGUCUUCGCGCUCGCGCACGCGACGAUGCGCGUCCCAGAGGCGAAGACGGAUGAGGACGAAAGCGGCGAGAUUCCGUUGCUGCGAGAUUUUGCGCACGCGUACCACGAAUCCGGUUUGGGGUCAUACGUCCCGCCGGCCGUCUCGGCCGCCGUGCGUGGCGUCUUCGCGCGUAAAUAG
Molecule: messenger RNA, 723 nt
Organism: Ostreococcus tauri
Lineage: Eukaryota; Viridiplantae; Chlorophyta; Mamiellophyceae; Mamiellales; Bathycoccaceae
Product: Prenylated rab acceptor PRA1
Exons: 1
Coding region: 1-723 (240 amino acids)
Cellular component (GO): Golgi apparatus
Source: RefSeq, a predicted model, not a curated record